UCCCAGGAGGGGAGGGGCUGGCCGCGCCCAGGGCCAGAGCCCAGACUGCCCCGCUGCAGUCGGCCAAGCUCCAGUGCCGGGGCCUGGGCGGGGGUCGGUCACCUCGCGGGUCGAGGGCGAAGGCCAGGCUCCGUGCUCCCUCGGGGUAGCAGAGCUGCUGCGGGGCGCGCGGCACCGGGUUCCGCGCCUGCCGGGUGAAGUCGGGCUCGGCACCUCCGCUUCGGGUGCAGGGCGGCGGGAGCGGACGGGGCGGACGGCGGCUGACGGGCGGGAGACCUGCGAGAUCUCGGGUCUCCCCCGUCCGGGACGAGACCCGGAGCCCGGCCUAGCGCCUUUGCGGGGCGCGGAGAGCGGGGCUAGGGGACCAACACCAGGGCCACCCCGCUAACGGUCCGCCGCCUCCGCAGACCCGGAGGACGCCGUUUCCAGGUUCGCACCGCUCUCCGUCCGACAGCCACGAUGCCUUUACCCGCGCCACGCUCCCUGCGCCUGGACCGCGCCUGACCGCCUGCCGCGCCAUGGUUGCGCCCAAGAACUGUGACAGGGACCGAGUGGCCUCCACCCUCCGCUACUGCAUGAUGGUCAGCGGCAUGGUGACUCUGGUGGCUGGGACACUCUGCUUCGCUUGGUGGAGUGAAGGGGAUACAGGUGGUCAAGCCAACCCGUCGGCCCCACCCACUGCGCACCCCACGCCCGAGUCCCCCAGACCUCUGCUCAGGUCCAUCAGCUUCUUCUGCUGCGGGGCAGGUGGCCUGCUGCUGCUCCUUGGGCUGCUGUGGUCCUGCAAGUCCAGCAUCUGGGGGCCACCCCCAUGGGACCCGUAUCAGCUCUCCAGAGACCUGUACUACCUCCCUGUGGAGCCCUUGGAGAAGGAGAGCUUCAGGACCCCAAAGCUGGUUGCCAUCCCCACCUACGAGGAGGCGGUGCACUGCGCACUGGCUGAGGGGCCCCUGGCACCCCCUGCAGACCCCACGGGGGAAGACCGGACACGGAGUGCCUCCCGGGCUGCCCUGCUCGGAACCCAGCCCGCCUCGCCUCCGCCCAGCUACGACGAGUGCGUCGUCCUGGCUGCCGACGCUGUCCCUGGAGAGACAGUACUUGGUGCUGCCCCACCGGUUGAGGCCGCAGCAGGAGGAAGUUAAAGGUCCUCACCAGGCUCUGAAUCCAGAGACAAAUCCUGAGCUUCUUCUAGUGUCCAACACAGUGCCUGGUUCACAGUAGGCGCUCAAUAGAUGUUAGUUUCUCAAUGCUGUUUUACUUACCUAUUGCUGUGUAACAAAUGGCCUAAA
Molecule: messenger RNA, 1289 nt
Organism: Pteronotus mesoamericanus
Lineage: Eukaryota; Metazoa; Chordata; Mammalia; Chiroptera; Mormoopidae
Gene: TMEM61
Product: transmembrane protein 61
Exons: 3
Coding region: 519-1142 (207 amino acids)
Source: RefSeq, a predicted model, not a curated record